UUCGCUUUUCGAAUCUCCGAUGGUUGAACGUAAUAAUUGUACUGAAACGGAUACUUUUUCAAGCAUGCUAAAAAACUAUACAUCGGAUAUCACAAAUUCAUACAGUUAUGUUGAUGGAGAUCAAAACUCAAAUUUUAAUACAAAUAGUUUGGAGUCUAAUAAUGAAUUUCCCGGGUUAUAUGACCUUAUGACCAAUGAAAUCCCGGGGUUUGGUAUUGAUGACAACAAUGACAU
Molecule: messenger RNA, 234 nt
Organism: Acaulospora morrowiae
Lineage: Eukaryota; Fungi; Glomeromycota; Glomeromycetes; Diversisporales; Acaulosporaceae
Source: the annotation of a GenBank genome assembly